GAAUUAGCAACUCGUUGCAACUCACGAAAAGUGUAAGUUAUGUAAAAGCGUUUACAGAUUACCUUGAACACGUCCAAACUUGCAACUUCUACAAAGCAUAUAACAUUGCAAUCGACGACGGGGAUUUCUUUAAUAUAUCGGGAGCAUCACCGAGAGCAUCAUCGGGACACAGAUUUUGUAAUAUAUCGCAAGCAUCACCGAGAGUAUAAUCGAGCACAGAUUUUGUAAUAUAUCGCAAGCAUCAUUGUGUACGGCAACGCAAAAACGGUAGUAUGAGUCAUCAAGAGCAGGAGCUGUACGAGCAGGCCGCUCAAUUAAGGUCGAAGGAUGAAUACAAUUUAUGGGAACAUCGAUUUGAUGAUUAUCUCAAUUCGUUGGAGGAACGAAGUCGAAUAAAGAGACCGCGACUCUCAAUCGGUGAAAAACAAUCACUGAUUGCUCGUAUCGCUAGAUUGGAAAGUCUGAAAGAUUCGACACGCAUUCGAUUUGUACAUGUGGGUGCUGGACACAGUGCAAGACUCAGAUGGCGUGAAAUUGAUACGGCUUUCGUUAACCGUAUAUUGACCGGUGUGGUGAUAAAUUCUAACCAUAUAGAGCCCCGCAAUUUUCUCGAAGAUGCUAGGGACAUUGUACUCGAUCAUGUGUGGAACAUUGUGCUGAAACAUGACAGUGUAAAAAUAAAUACUAUAUUUAACGGUGAAUUUGUGGCUGGUAAUAAAUGUGCAAACAAAAGUGUUAACACAAAAAAUUGUGAACUGUUUCGCUUGUCUGACCUACGCGAAUGGUAUGAUUUACGCGUCAUCGAACCCAUUCUAGCAUCCUUAGACGAGUUUCAGGAACGCGAUAGUGGGUGGGCGCUGACGCGUAUACUUAAUUUAACUGUUAAUGCAAAUAAAUUUAUGCCGAUGAAGGCAGGAUGUACCAUACAAUUACCGCGUGAGAUACAACUAAAGAAAGCUGUAAUCAGCGUAUGCUCGACGGACAACGCAUGUUUCGCAUGGUCAGUGGUGGCUGCUCUGCAUCCAGCCAAAAAUCACAUAUAUCGGGCAUCGACAUAUCCUCAUUAUACAACAGUGUUGAAUAUCCAGGAUAUUGAAUUUCCAAUGACUUUGAACCAAAUUAAAAAGUUUGAACAUAUUAACAACAUCUCCAUCAACGUCUAUACCAUUGAGAAUAAGAAGGUGCUACCGAUACGAGUCGCCGAUAAGAAGAUGGAGAGGCAUGUCAAUUUGCUGUAUUUAGAAGGAGCAAACGGCGUGGGACAUUUCGCAUGGAUCAAGAAUUUAUCUCGUCUCGUGAGCACGCAAUUGAGUAAACAUAAUGGUCGAAAAUACUUUUGCGAUAGAUGCUUGCACUACUUUAGUUCAAAUGAGAAGCUGGAAGCUCACACCAUGGAUUGUGAGAAGAUGAAUGAUUGUGCAAUCAUAUUACCAAAUGAUGAUGGUAGGAAGUGGCUCAGCUUCAGCAACUACAGCAGGAAAGAGCGUGUUCCGUUUAUCGUGUAUGCCGAUCUGGAAUGCAUCCUGGAGAAAACGGAUACUGAUCGAGAAGCGCCAAGAUACACAUAUCAGCAUCAUCGUGUAUUUAGUGUGGGAUACUAUGUGCGGUGCUCGUACGACGACUCGUUAUCUACGUUUCAAUAUCGUCGCGAUCCUGACUGCGUGUCAUGGUUUGUGAGACAACUCAAAGAUUUGUCGCAUCGUGUAAAGUCCAUUUUAUCGACCAAUGUACCCAUGGAAAAUUUAUCAACUGAACAAUUGCAAAAUUUUAAUACUGCAGCACACUGUCACAUAUGUGAAAGACCGUUUGCACAAGAUGACAAACGGGUACGCGAUCAUUGUCAUUUGACCGGUCGGUACAGAGGCCCCGCACAUUCAAAUCACAAUCUAAAUUAUAAAGACGCAUUUGUCAUCCCCGUGGUUUUUCACAAUUUAUCCGGUUAUGAUUCACAUUUUAUUAUCAAGGAGAUAGCCACGGCAUUUGAGGGCGACGUCACUGUAUUGCCGAUAACAAAAGAGAAGUACAUUUCAUUUACAAAAUACAUUGAAUGCACGGAUGAAGAAUGGAACUCGCGCAAGCGCAUAAAAUUGCAAUUCAUCGAUUCGUUUAAAUUUUUAAAUACAAGUCUCGAGAAAUUGGCAUCUUUUCUUAGUAAAGAUAAACUUCAAAUUACACGGUCUGAGUUUCAAAAAUUAUCUACGGAAGAUUUUGAUUUAUUGACACGGAAAGGGGUGUUCCCGUACGAGUACAUUGACUGUGUCGAAAAGUUGGAGCAAUCAUGUUUGCCAUCGCGCAAUUCAUUUUACAGUUCCUUGACUGGCGAUACAGUAUCCGAAAAUGACUACGAACACGCCGUCAACGUGUGGACGCGGUUCUCCAUUCAAACGCUCGGCGAGUAUAGCGAUUUGUAUCUAAAGACUGAUGUCUUGCUGUUGGCAGAUAUUUUUGAAAAUUUUCGCAAUAGUUGCAUCACAAGUUACGGACUCGAUCCCGCGCACUAUUAUACUCUGCCAGGUUUUACGUGGGAUGCCAUGCUGAAGCAUACACGUAUCAAUUUCGAACUUCUUACCGAUAUCGACAUGGUCCUAUUCAUCGAACGUGGUAUACGCGGUGGUUUAAGUCAAUGUUCCAACAGACGCGCACGAGCCAACAACAAGUACAUGCAGUCGUACGAUGCAUCGCAACCGUCGUCAUAUUUAAUGUAUUUCGAUGUAAAUAAUUUGUACGGCUGGGCAAUGUGUCAACCAUUGCCAUACGCCAAUUUUCAGUGGGUCAACAACAAAGAUAUAGAUGUAAUGGCCAUAGCGUUAGACUCAACGAUGGGGUAUAUUUUGGAAGUCGAUCUGGAGUAUCCACAACAUCUGCAUGAUGCACACACAGAUUUACCGUUCUGCCCAACGCGCGAUAAACCGCCCGGCAAGCGCCAGGAAAAGCUCCUCGCAACUCUAUACGAUAAGAAUCGUUACGUAAUACAUUACCGCAAUCUGCAGCAAUGUAUUCGUCACGGCCUUCGCGUAACUGAAGUUCACCGCGUAUUACAGUUUUCACAAUCGCCAUGGCUUCGCGAUUACAUCGAACUAAAUACAAAGUUUAGAACUCUUGCCACAAAUGAUUUUGAGAAAAAUUUAUACAAGUUAAUGAACAAUGCAGUGUUUGGUAAAACUAUGGAGAAUGUGCGCAAUCAUGUAGAUGUAAAAUUAGUAACAAAAUGGGAAGGGAGAUAUGGUGCGGCGGCAUUGAUCGCUAAACCAAAUUUUCACAGUCGCAGCAUAUUUUCGGAAAACUUAGUUGCAAUCGAGCUGCGCAAACUGUCCGUAAAAUUGAACAAACCAAUCUAUGUGGGUAUGUGUAUACUAGAUAUAUCUAAGGUUUGUUUGUAUGAAUUCCAUCACGACUACAUGUUACCCACACAUAGCGAUAAAUGUAAAAUGAUGUAUACCGAUACAGACAGUUUAAUUUAUCACAUCGAGUGUGACAAUAUUUAUGAACUUAUGAUACGAGACAUUGCCCGAUUUGACACGAGCGAUUAUCCAUCAGAUAAUCGAUAUGGUAUUCCGCUUGUCAAUAAGAAGAUACCAGGUUUAAUGAAAGACGAAAAUAAUGGUGCGAUUAUGACCGAAUUUGUUGGACUGAGAGCAAAGAUGUACGCCAUGCAAGUCGAUGGCAAGAACGAUACGAAGAAGGUGAAAGGUGUCAAGAGUAAUGUUGUAGCACGAACUAUAACAUACGAUGAUUAUGUGCAAUGUUUGAUGGGCGAGGUUGAAAAGAUUUGCCACCAAUCGUGUAUAAGAUCCACGUUGCAUGAAGUGUACACGUGUAGUAGUCUUUGUUCCGGGCAAGUCAGGAAUGAAGCACUAAUGUAA
Molecule: messenger RNA, 3863 nt
Organism: Colletes gigas
Lineage: Eukaryota; Metazoa; Arthropoda; Insecta; Hymenoptera; Colletidae
Exons: 2
Coding region: 273-3863 (1196 amino acids)
Biological process (GO): DNA replication
Molecular function (GO): DNA binding; nucleotide binding; DNA-directed DNA polymerase activity
Source: RefSeq, a predicted model, not a curated record